AUGGAUUUGGCUUCGGCUGACAGCACUGAUAUGAUCCAUAUAUUCCGCAAGUGGGCUGAGCAGUAUGGUCCCAUUACUCAGAUCAGCCUCAUGGGCGCAAAGCAAGUAAUCCUGUCGGAGGAGAAGAUUGCAAAUGAGCUGUUCGUUAAGAGAGGAAAUCGGUAUUCGGAUCGUGGAGCUCCCCAUGCGGUAGAAUACAUCUCGAUGAAGCAAAGCCCUGGGUUCAGAAACAAGGACGAGGGAUGGCGCCGCCAGAGAAAAAUGUUACACAGCGCUGUCUCUAUGGCUGCAAUUAAUACUUACCAAAGCCUGAUGGACGAUGAAGCGACAUUUUCUCUAUCCGCACUGAUCCAGUCGCCGUCGUCGUUCCACGACGAGUUUCUUCGCUAUGCUUACUCGGUUCUGACGAGCUCCAUGCUGGGGUUCUCCAUCCCUUCGGCAUCAGAUCCCUUCAUUCGCGACAAUGAGGACUUCACGGCGGAAAUUAUGAACUCCUUUCGUCCGGACUGCUUUCCCAGUAAUGUUUUCCCCAUCUUGCAGCACUUCCCCCACUGGCUGGUCCCCAGUUUGCAAAAGAUGGAAACCCUCAGAAAGGAAUAUGUGGGCCAGAUGUGGUCGUUUCGGAGAAAGAUCCAGGCAAGUAUCACGGACGGGUCGGCCAUGGACUCUAUCUAUAAGCAUUUCCUGUUGAAUCGGGAUGAUUACACCGUGACCGAUGAAGAGUCCGUUCAUGUGUUUCAAGCCAUGAUCGACGGUGGCACCCGCUCCCCGCAUAAUAACCUCCUCACACUCUUGUUCCUGAUGAUGGAGUACCCGGAGUGGCAGAGGAAGCUUCAGAAGGAGGUUGACGAAGUUGUUGGCAAGGGUACAAUGCCUAGCUACCAAGAUGUCCCUAACCUGCCGACAGUGAGAGCGAUUGUUAAGGAGGGCGUCCGAUACCGGUCUAUAAUGGCGGAGAUGGGAAUCAGUCAUUGUUUGGAAGUGGAUGAUAUUUACAACGGAUACGCCUUCGAGAAGGGAACUGUGUUCCAUGCAACUUUUGCAUCUAUCCUGAUGGACAAGGAGAUGUAUCCCGACGGAAAGUUGUUCAACCCAGCCCGUUGGCUGGAGCCCAGCUAUCCGACCUACAAGGAACCUCUCACUGUCUACCCUACCUGCCAAGGUUAUCCUGCGUUUGGCUAUGGUCGAAGAGCCUGCCCUGGAGUAGACUUCGCGGAACGGAGUUUGGUGAUUUUGCUCGCUAAGUUGGGUUGGGCUGUGAAUAUCGGUUGGCCACUUGAUAAAGAUGGAAAUGAAAUUCGGGAGACACUAGAGUAUGAGCCAGUACCAGCGCCGAGGCCAAUGCGGUUUGGUUGCAGGAUUGAACCUAGAGACCCCGAGCGGGUCAAGAUUGUCCAGAGCGCGGCUGAGAGAUUGAAGAUGGACUAG
Messenger RNA from Aspergillus nomiae NRRL 13137, 1428 nucleotides. It is a transcript of the gene psoD, whose product is annotated as cytochrome P450 monooxygenase psoD. Bases 1 to 1428 code for a protein of 475 amino acids. Gene Ontology annotation, molecular function: iron ion binding; heme binding; oxidoreductase activity, acting on paired donors, with incorporation or reduction of molecular oxygen. Lineage: Eukaryota; Fungi; Ascomycota; Eurotiomycetes; Eurotiales; Aspergillaceae. The record is from RefSeq and is a predicted model, not a curated record. The transcript has 3 exons.